Molecule: messenger RNA, 879 nt
Organism: Haplochromis burtoni (Burton's mouthbrooder)
Lineage: Eukaryota; Metazoa; Chordata; Actinopteri; Cichliformes; Cichlidae
Exons: 6
Coding region: 1-879 (292 amino acids)
Biological process (GO): regulation of apoptotic process; protein deubiquitination
Cellular component (GO): nucleus; cytosol
Molecular function (GO): cysteine-type endopeptidase activity; cysteine-type deubiquitinase activity
Source: RefSeq, a predicted model, not a curated record
AUGGUAAAAAUAGUAACAGUGUCUCAGUCCCACGGGGAGCCCCAGCUCUACAGGCUGUAUGCUGUGCUGGUUCACUCUGAAUUGAGUUGUCAUGCUGGACACUAUUUCUGCUAUAUUAAGGCCAGCAAUGAGCAGUGGUUUCAGAUGAAUGACUCGUCCGUGUCAGUCAGUGACAUUAGCACUGUUCUGAACCAGCAGGCCUAUGUCCUCUUCUACAUCAAGUGCACAGAUGUGGGAAAAACUGAGGACUACAGCCGCUUGAACCAUAACGCUGGCAUAUCUGGUCAGGCAUCUCCCCAGCCGGUGGUGAGUCCACGCACCAUCGCCACCAUGCAUCACAACAUUGUUGGCUUCAUAGGUCCCCAGCUGCCACCACACAUGAACAAGGUACUUCCUCACCUGAGGGUACUGAUAAUGUCGUUGUUUUUGUUAAACCCAGUGUUUCAUGCACAAUACAUUUGUACCUUUCAAUUGUGUCUGUUUGAAAAGAAUGAAAUGAUAUCAUAUAUUGGAUUGCAAACCACUUCUGCUAUGGAAGCCAGGAAGAUGCUCAUGAAUUCCUGCGGUGCACAGUGGAUGCUAUGCAAAGGUCCUGCUUACCUGGAACUGAGGAACGGCUGUACUCUAGCUCUGGAAGAGAUAGAGAAAGACACUACAGGGAUAGGAGUCACGAACGAGAAAGCGACAACGAUCGUCACCGGUACAGACGGGACUACAAAGACGGUCACCACCGCCAGUACAGGGAUCGUUUCCCCCUUUCUGGACGUUACUACAGGGAAUGGGAGGCUGAUCGUCACCGGGAGCGAACCUUCCAGCACCCUCGGGAGCGUGAUUGUGACAGAAGUUCUGAUGGAGAUUCAGACAGAGCUGCGGAAAUGA